CGGAGAUGGCGAAACUAUUUAGCCAGCCUCUGGUUACAGAGAGUAUCAAGAAAAACCAACACGUCCGCCGCGAAGCUUGGAGCUUCUACAAGAUUAAGAAAUGGAGAGAUAAUGAGGGAAAUCACAUUCAAGGCAAGAAGCUGAAUCGGGCGGUGAAGAGGAUUACCAACCUCUGCGCCGUCUAUCUCACCCACAACGUCGAGCUAGGCCCGGGAGGAAAAUACGGAUCGGGCGUGUUCUCCUUACACAGCCGGAUCAGCCAUAGCUGCGUCCCCAAUGCCUAUAGUUCGUGGAACCCGACUUUGGAACGGUUGACUAUACAUGCAAUUCAUGACCUCAAGGCCGGCGACAAAGUAUUUAUAAACUAUACCGGUAAAGUUUGCCGAACUCGUCAACAGCGUGCGUUCUCUCUCUCCACGACGUGGGGGAUAGUUUGCAAUUGUGUGGCCUGUACCGAACCAGCAAUCGAUCAAAUGCGACGUCGUAUGCUGGUAAUCGACCAAGCUUUGGCAGCAUACGCAUGCGGUGCGUCUCGGGAAUUGAAUUUCAGUGCUAUCUACGGCAUUCCGCAAAUAUCGACAGCUAAGGAAGCCCUAGAAGCGGCAGAAGAGCUUUCACAGCUCUUUAAGAGACAGAGACUAUGUAGCAUGGAACUUUGUCAGGCGUUUCGCGAUUGUUCAAUGUAUGCCCUCGACGCCGGGCUCUCCGAUGUGGCCCUUGAGUAUGCGGGCAAAGAGUUCGACCUUGAGAAGCUUCUGAUCGGUACUGAAACUCCCCAUCUUAAAGAGGAUCUGAACGGGGCCAAAUAUUGGAUCGAAUACAUACGAAAUGAGAUAGGCUGUAUGCCAUCCUAGGAGCGUACUAGGUGUCAUGGUAGGGGUUCCGUUCGUGGACAGUUAUGGAGAGAUCGCUCAGUUAUCAUCAUUGACGUCUGGAUAGGUCUCUAGACAUGUAGGUAUUUCUGGACCUAGUAGUUACCUAGGUACCUAAAUAAAUGAUGAAUCCUUCUAUGAAGUGAGUUUGCUUUUUCCGUUGACUGAAGUUUUCCGAUUAUGUAAGUUCUUGGAUGACUCGGGACUCAGCUGUCGAUUAUUAUUAGAAGAACU
Molecule: messenger RNA, 1106 nt
Organism: Annulohypoxylon maeteangense
Lineage: Eukaryota; Fungi; Ascomycota; Sordariomycetes; Xylariales; Hypoxylaceae
Exons: 2
Coding region: 6-854 (282 amino acids)
Molecular function (GO): protein binding
Source: RefSeq, a predicted model, not a curated record